This is a messenger RNA of Pelagomonas calceolata, 1342 nucleotides long. The record is from the annotation of a GenBank genome assembly. NCBI's taxonomy places the organism in Eukaryota, Pelagophyceae, Pelagomonadales, Pelagomonadaceae.
CGGGCGGUAUGUAUCUAUUAUAUAUUUUGGCUGCCUGAUCAGAGCGGUGCCCCAAGGGCGCCAGACAGCUAAUCGCGCAGCAGCGAGCAGAGAGACAUGCAUCCCUGCAGGACCGUGGCACUCAUAACACUCGCAUUUGUCAAGUGCCACGCUCUCACGCCAAAACGAGUCCUCGUCGUGGGCGGCAGCGGCCGCGUCGGCGCGUCGACGGUGCGCUGGAUCAACAGACUUGGUAAGGCCGAGCAAUUGCCGGUCGAGCUCGCCAUCGGCGGGCGCAGGCGGGCGUCAUUCGACGCCGCGGCGAAAAGACUCGGCGCGAAAGGCGUCGACGACAUAAAAUUUGUGCGGCUGGACCUCGACGACGCCGCGAGCCUCGAAAGAGCCGUCGCGGGUCGGUCGUUAGUCGUCCACACGGCCGGCCCGUUCCAGCAGCGGACGGACCCGACCCUGCUGAAAGCAUGUAUUGACGCAGGCGUUCCGUACUGCGACGUCUGCGACGAGCUCGAGCUGAGUCGAGCCGCGAAGAAAUUGACGAGCGACGUCCCGGCGGUCAUCUCGUGCGGCAUCUGGCCGGGCGCGUCGGCCCUGCUCGCGGCGCGCGCCGCGGAGCGCCUCGGCAAGCCGCUCGACGACUUGGAGUUUUCGUUUUUCACGUCGGGCACGGGCGGGGCCGGGCCCACGAUCGUCUCGGCGACCUUUUUGCUCCUGUGCACGCCGGCGGCCGUCUACGCCGACGGCGCGGUAAUCGAGAGGGAGCCCUGGACCGGAAAGAGGACGACCGACUUCGGCCCCGGCGUCGGCGCGCGCGACGUGUACCUCCUAGAUAACCCGGACGUGCCGACAUGCGCGGAGGCGCUCGGCGCGCGGUCGGCCUCGUCGAGCUUCGGCACGGCCCCGGCGUUCCGGACUGCGUGGAAAUCAAAUUUCGGACGCCCCGCGCCAUCGACGCGACGCUGUCCGCAAUAGUUCUCAUUGUGACAGGUUCUGGAACGACCUGUUUGGCGCCAUGAAGCUGCUGCCGCGAUCUCUGCUCGCGGACCGGGGGGCGAUGCAAAAUCUCGCAGAUUUCUCGAUGCCCAUCAUCCGCACCGUCGACGCUCUGGUCGGCGGCAUCAACGCGAUGCGCGUCGACGCGAAAGCGGCGGACGGCGAGGCCGUGACGCUUCGAGUCGCCCACGGCGACCUCGAGGACUGCGUCGGCCAGGCGACGGCGGCCUUUGGCAUGGAGCUCCUGCGCGGCGGCAUCGCGCCGGGCUGCUGGUAUCCGGCCGAGCUACCGGUAGCCGCGCGGGACCGCAUCCUAGCUGUGGUAGAGGAAGGCGCCAUCGUGUGGGAGGUAUAA